AGGAGAGGCACCGAGCCGAGAACUGGCACUGUCAAGGGUUUUGUGGACAAGCUGACGUUGAAAGAGAACAAGAAGAAAGGUUGCUUCAGCACCCUGCCGAGGAACCCGGGCUGCCCCACGGAGAGGAUCUUCUGGGCCACGCUCAGCCAGUGCCCAAGGGAGGCGUAUGCAGUGGGGCCGGGCUCCUACAACCCAAAGCCUGCUGAGAGAUCAGCGUACUCCAGUCAACCCCCGUUCUGGUCAUCUGCCAAGAGAUUCGACAGAAAGUCUUACCGCCUCUUUACUGGAAACGAGCAGCAUCAGCAGCAUGUUGCAGAGCCAGUGCAGAACCCUGUAGGUGUUGGUCGCUACGACAUCACUGAGCAUGAAAAAUACCUGCAGAAGAUGAGAUACCAGUCCCUGUACUGGUGUGAUGCGCAGCGGUACCUGAGCAACUUGAAGCAGGAUGCUUGCUUGCUCGAGCGGCUCAAGCCUGUUGCUAAAAACAACUGGAGUGGUUUGAUUUCUGCUCCACGUUGUCCAGAUACUGCAGAAGAAAUCACUGCUGUUUUCCAAACAUAA
Phaethon lepturus (White-tailed tropicbird) is the source of this 561-nucleotide messenger RNA. RefSeq names its product chromosome unknown open reading frame, human C1orf177 (gene CIMAP2). The transcript is spliced from 5 exons. The annotation marks the transcript as partial. NCBI's taxonomy places the organism in Eukaryota, Metazoa, Chordata, Aves, Phaethontiformes, Phaethontidae. The record is from RefSeq and is a predicted model, not a curated record.